GAAAGGAAGCAUAUUUUACAUGUAAUUACAUAUAAACAAUUCUUUAGACUAAUUUCGAAAAAAUUCGGAGGUUUUACGCCAAUUCCGAUUCUUUUCAAUUCGCUUUUAGGGACGUCGUACUUUUUUAAUUUUUCCGCAAACUAUCCGUACGUCUUCGUAUCGCAUGUAUAUCGUAAUACGCAAUCCAGUCUUUUCCAUUUCAUUUCCGCUUUUUCAUGUUGCGUUUCCCCUCCGCUUAAUUACUUCCACACUUUUCGUACGUCCGUCCUUAAUUGUAAAGACUGAUCGGCACGUAGCGACAUACGAGUUUAUUUACGCUUUUAUAAUCACAUUUUUUUCCAUUCCAGCACGAGCCGUCAUCGGCACGAACCUCAUUGAAAUUUAUUACGCAAAAACCGGAAGAUAAGUUCUUAUUCUCAGUUCUUGCGAAAGGGGCUAAAGAUGAGCGCAAAUUCGCGUGCACAAGCUUGUAGCAGUUAUAAAUAAUACUGAACGUGAACAUAAUUUGGAUAAGGAGAUAAGCAAAUCCCUGCGGAACUUUCAAAUUCAAAAAAAUUCACUUUGCCGCGAAGUUUUGUCCUUGUUUGAAAUUCCGAACUCUCGAUCGAUGUAUCGAUCGUCACCUACAUAACGAGUUUCAUACGUUUUCCUUCUACGUGUGAGAGAUGGCUGCACCGUCGCCACAACACAUCUUGAACAUAACCUGACAUUUGUGCGUUGCUAAAUACUGUACUUGUGGAUGCACAUAUUUUAGACUUUAUAAUCGUACAUAUAGGUAGAUUUACGUAUGAUAUAUUGUGAUUUUGUAACUACGUAAGCCGUAAGUCGACGGAAAUAAAUCUGAUUGUGAAAAUGCCGCCAAAAUCCGCAAUGAAUUCUAAACGCAACAGCGGGAAUAAAAAGAGCGUGUCAGAAUCGCGUGUGCCUCCUAGGGCGGUAUUAGAUACCGGCAACGCGAGCGGUUUGGAUCCGGAAGCGCAGGAUCGUUUUGAAUUGGAACUAUGUUGGUGUAUACAGCAGUUAGAAGCGAGCCUGGCGACCGGCAAGUUGCAGGAGAAGCAGGCGCACGAACUCGGCAAGCAAUUACAUUCGUUGAAAAGCAACACUGCGCCGUUAAUAAAAAAGAGGCAGAUAAUGAAGAAUACGUUGGGGGACUACAGAGAGAAAAUGGCUGAGGACGAGCGAAAGUUGAGCAGAACCGUAUCGGCUGUCAAGUUUACUAAUACUGCCUCGGCAAGCAAAAAGUCAAUAUUUGUCAAGAAAGCUAGUGGAAGUGGUACACAAGAUUCUAAUAGACAGAUGGACGAUCAUAGAACGCAAAAUAUGUUACGAAGUACAAAGCAAGCUGUUAGCGACAGUAAUAGAACUGACACUCCAUUUCGGUUUGAUUUUCAAGCGUGUCAAUAAAAUUAACUUUUACAAUUC
Messenger RNA from Temnothorax curvispinosus, 1425 nucleotides. Its product is annotated as UPF0488 protein CG14286. Bases 853 to 1407 code for a protein of 184 amino acids. The record is from RefSeq and is a predicted model, not a curated record. NCBI's taxonomy places the organism in Eukaryota, Metazoa, Arthropoda, Insecta, Hymenoptera, Formicidae. The transcript has 2 exons.